CACUUUGCUUGGAGCUGAGAGGGGGAUGAAAGUAAGAACUGAUUUUUAAUCUUUGCCUCUUGUAGAACCCCUUGUGGGCAUCGGAUGAUGCCCUGUUCCACUGAUUUUAAGUUGUAUUUUUUCCCCACAUUUCCCCAUUCUCCAAGUGAGAAUAUGUCCCGCAGUGUGAGAGUGGGCUGUCGUGAUUUAAUUAGAGUCUCUUGGCCUUCUUGGUGGUCCAUAAAAUAGUGGCAUGCCUUCCGAUGGGGGACCCGGGAGUUGCUGAAUCGCAGUGCUUGCACAGCGAUGGGCUUAUUUGGUGUCUCCGGCCCAUGGCUCAGCCCUGCUCCGUGGCCGUGGGUGGCGUCCCCGGCUAACCUCCUGUCUUGCAGGUGUAGUCGCCGCCGCCAGCCGCCAUGGGCAAGCAGAACAGCAAGCUGCGGCCCGAGGUGCUGCAGGACCUGCGGGAGAACACGGAGUUCACCGACCACGAGCUGCAGGAGUGGUACAAGGGCUUCCUCAAGGACUGCCCCACCGGCCACUUGACUGUGGACGAGUUCAAGAAGAUCUACGCCAACUUCUUCCCCUACGGCGACGCUUCCAAGUUCGCCGAGCACGUCUUCCGCACCUUCGACACCAACGGUGACGGCACCAUCGACUUCCGGGAGUUCAUCAUCGCGCUGAGCGUGACCUCGCGGGGCAAGCUGGAGCAGAAGCUCAAGUGGGCCUUCAGCAUGUACGACCUGGACGGCAACGGCUACAUCAGCCGCAGCGAGAUGCUGGAGAUCGUGCAGGCCAUCUACAAGAUGGUGUCAUCUGUGAUGAAGAUGCCGGAGGACGAGUCCACCCCAGAGAAGCGCACGGACAAGAUCUUCAGGCAGAUGGACACCAACAACGAUGGCAAACUGUCCUUGGAAGAAUUCAUCAAAGGUGCCAAGAGUGACCCCUCCAUCGUCCGCCUGCUGCAGUGCGACCCCAGCAGUGCCAGUCAGUUCUGAGCGAGCGGCCCCUGGACAGUUGCAGAGAAACACAGGCUUGUCGUGCCGUUUAAGCUUUGCUUGCAAGAGUGGAUGCCCCGCAAUCGUUCCUGCUCUCCCGGGCCCCAGGCCUGGGGCAUGCGUCGCACCUGCCCGGCCCGGCGGCUGCGCCUCCCUCCUCCGCCUGACCAAUGCGACAUUCCUCCCCUCACGCCCGGCCCGGUCCCUUCCAGGGCAACUCCCAGGGAUGUGAUGACAUGCAGGGUUCAAGUGUUCUUGGUUCCAGGCACCUCCCGGCUCAUGGGGAGCCCAGAGGUCCACGCCGAGGAGACCAGGCAGGACCUCGCGAGGCUGCUCCCCGGCCGGCCCAUGCAUUUUGUGAUCCCAAGUGACUCUGUGGGAAGGGUGGGGACGAGGCGUCAGGAGGGUAGACGGGGAGCCCCUCCCGUGCAUGGCUGCCCUCCCGUUCAUUUUCUCCACCACAGCCGCUUGCACGUACAGAUACUGUGGUUCCCUUUCUUUUAAUAUAUAAAUUAUGUAUGGUGAAGUGGAGUGUAAUGUGUAGGUCCUGUAUUUAAUGCCUCUGACUGCCUUUGAAGCGCAGCCCCCUGUGGCCCGCGGCCCCCUGAGCCUGGCUGUCGUGUGGUAUUUAUGCUCUCUUUGUCUGCCUGUUUCUAAGGAAAUGCAUGUGUGCCCUGAGCCGUGAUGAUCCUCCUGUCUGUGUCGCAAGCACAGGCAUUUGUGUCUGGUCUGUCCUCCCUGUUGAUUGGUCUGGCAUUUCUGGUAUUAAAAUGAUACAAUAAAUGGCA
Messenger RNA from Piliocolobus tephrosceles (Ugandan red Colobus), 1765 nucleotides. RefSeq names its product hippocalcin like 1 (gene HPCAL1). Gene Ontology annotation, molecular function: calcium ion binding. The transcript has 3 exons. NCBI's taxonomy places the organism in Eukaryota, Metazoa, Chordata, Mammalia, Primates, Cercopithecidae. The record is from RefSeq and is a predicted model, not a curated record. Bases 396 to 977 code for a protein of 193 amino acids.